This is a messenger RNA of Penicillium subrubescens, 678 nucleotides long. RefSeq lists its product as uncharacterized. The transcript has 2 exons. The record is from RefSeq and is a predicted model, not a curated record. NCBI's taxonomy places the organism in Eukaryota, Fungi, Ascomycota, Eurotiomycetes, Eurotiales, Aspergillaceae. The coding region runs from base 1 to 678 and encodes 225 amino acids.
AUGGAUAAUAUCCAUGUUUAUGUUCGUCUUCGCCCUCAGGCUGCCAUCGCUCUAACUUUUCCGCCGUCGCAGAAGGUCAGCAGGUCUACUAACAUUUGCUUUUCCUCCUUCAGCUACGCCGUGAAAAGCUACCAGAAGAUUGAGAGGGCGAUCGAAUCCGUCUCCCUGGGCGAUAACGAGAAAGUGGGGGACUACGAGGGAGUGAAAGCCUCUACCGGCACGAAUAAGAUUGCGAGCUUGGUUGCAACGAUCAAUACGGUCAUUAACAAAAACAUCCAGCUGAACAAGAGGGUGACUUCAAUUGAGGUCAAGGCCCAGGCCACUUCACUAAGUCCCGGGAGAGGAGCAGCAACAGCAGCACGAGGGCGAACGACUUCGCAGGCGAGCAAGCUGUAUUGCUUUUCACGGAAAACCUUUGCCAUAGCACCAUACGACGUCAAGGCCUCCGAGAACCGGUCCACUGAGUUCCACCAGCUGGUCAACAUCGACAACAAUCCCCACCGCAAGCGGCCGAGCCUUCCAGAGACCAAAGAAAACCCCAAAAAGCGUCGGAAAGAUGGAAGCCGAGGAUUCCAAGCAGGCCAACGGUGGGCGAGAGGAGAAUGGAGUGUCCGUGAGACAGACAGGGCAUAUGUGCGUGUGCGCGAGGGUGGGUGUGUGUCGAAAUUGACGAGUUGA